Parasteatoda tepidariorum (common house spider) is the source of this 1073-nucleotide messenger RNA. RefSeq lists its product as uncharacterized. The record is from RefSeq and is a predicted model, not a curated record. Lineage: Eukaryota; Metazoa; Arthropoda; Arachnida; Araneae; Theridiidae.
UGAAGAACAACUUAAUUCAACCGUAAAUUUCUGCGCUUAUAAAUACUAUUAGAAAUUAAAACGAACGAAUGAAGCUUCUUACAUCAUUUGCUUUCACGAAGUGCAAAGAAAGUUAUCUUAGCAAAAUGAUGAAAUCAGUCAUUCUUUUCAUCUUGGUUGCUGUUUCUGCAGCUGAUGUCGUUUCCAAACAGAAAGCAAUAAUUUCCCACAAAUCGAAACAUGGGGAUGGAGUAAGCUCUCGUUAUUUUGAUAAAGUUGAAGCACCCGGGUCUUAUGGACUUAAAUAUGAUGAUGAUCUUAAAUACGGACCUGCUUAUGAUUUGAUGUAUGAUGGUCUGAAGUACGGUCCUGAUUAUGAUGUGAAGUUCGAUGGUCUAAAGUACGGCCCUGCGUAUGGCUUGAAGUAUGAUGGUCUCAAAUACGGACCUGCUUAUUUGAAGUAUGAUGGUCUCAAGUACGGCCCUGUUUAUGAUUUGAAGUAUGGCGUGAAGUAUGACCCAUUGUAUGGUUUGAAGUAUGAUGGUCUUAAAUAUGGUCCCGCUUAUGAUUUGAAGUAUGAUGGUCUCAAGUACGGUCCUGCUUAUGAUUUGAAAUAUGAUGGUGUUAAGUACGCCCCAUUGUAUGGCAUGAAGUAUGAUGGACUUAAAUACGGUCCUGUUUAUGGAUUGAAGCAUGAUGGACUUAAAUACGGCCCUGCUUAUGGAUUGAAGUAUGGUGGAUAUGGUGCAGGUCUUGGUUUAGGUUAUAGUCUAGGAUAUGGAGGUUAUGGAUGGGCUUAUCCAGGUGUCUAUACCGCUGUAACUGUUUAAAGAGAUAAUUAAUAAGAGAUUACAAGUGGUUCCUUUUUCUCCCGAUUCUAUUUUGAAAUGUUUUUUUCGUGGUUUCUUCUGAUUUUCAGCUCAUUACCUAAAGAUGAUAUCUGAUUUUUCUUUCUCUUCUUUUUGCCAGAAGCAGCAAAAUGUUAUUGGAGAAAAGAAACUGAAUUAGAAACAAGAAUCACAGCUAACGUUUAUCAACCUAUCUAUUUCACUUGCCUUUUGAGAAUGAAAUAAAGGUGUCUUUUUUUCUAAUUA